This is a messenger RNA of Papilio xuthus (Asian swallowtail), 3426 nucleotides long. Its product is annotated as F-box only protein 21. The transcript is spliced from 10 exons. NCBI's taxonomy places the organism in Eukaryota, Metazoa, Arthropoda, Insecta, Lepidoptera, Papilionidae. Gene Ontology annotation, molecular function: protein binding; DNA binding. The coding region runs from base 274 to 2022 and encodes 582 amino acids. The record is from RefSeq and is a predicted model, not a curated record.
GUUCGUCAUAAAAUGUGGUUUGAACUGUACCUGCGCCUUGCAACUGCGCAGUAUCUGUCAUGUAGUACUACUUUGGGUCCUGACAAAUAUCGAUUUUGCAUUCAUGUACUUGUCUUUCGCAACUAGUUAGCUUGUUAUUACUUGGUAACAUUUCUAUCAUUGUUUGUUAUGGAAAAAUGAUACAGAUUUGUGUUAAUUGUUCGUGUAAUGUGAUUGCUUAUCAAAACAACAUAUGAUACAUAUUUUCAUCAUAAGUGCAAUAAGAGUAAAGUAAUGGAGAACACAAUUACAUUAUUUACUUUACCCGAUGAACUUAUAUUUAUUGUGUUAAAAUAUACCGAUAUUCGUGAUGCUAUUAAUUUUAGUGCUACAUGUAGGCACUUUCAUGAUUUGGUGAAGAGUAACCAGAGCUUUUGGGCAUAUAAAUUCAAAGGACAGUUGCCAUGCAUCUUUGAUGUUGCUGACCAGUACAGCAGUGGUAUUUGGCUAAAUGAGUUAAAAACCUUUUUGCUCCAAAAACAAAGCAUUUAUAAAGAAUUAUUGGAAUUGCCGGCAAGACAUUAUUGGAAAAUUGGACAAUUUUCUCUCCAUGAUGUGGUUCAUUUCUUCAAAGUAUCAUCAACACAUAACCUUGGAUACUACUAUACCAUUUCCAUACUGCACAACAUAAUUAGAAUUGGUUAUAAAAAAAUGCUACAGUAUAAUACAGAAAAGCCAUAUACAUUAACUGAAAUGCAUUAUGCAAAAUGUGUGCUCAGUCAUCUAAUGCAUAGUUAUCUGACUGUGAAAUGGAUAAAAAAUCAAAUGAUUGAAGAAACACCUCCGGAAAUUGUCCUCAAUUUCAUUGUGCAGUGGAUUGAUAAUGAGAACUUCCACUUUUUUGAAGACGUCCUAAAUAAAUUGGACAUUUGGGCUGAUAAAGUUAAAGCACAUUUGACAAAUGCCCAUCCGGAUCAACUUACGGAGAAUACUGAUGAACUAUACACUCCAGCUCAAAUUUUCUCUGCCGUUUCCACUGUCCUGUUCCACCAGAACCGUAUGACUAUGACUACUUCAGCAAACUUGGACACCCUUGAUGUCUUAAAGGUGUUGGAAAAUAAAGUUGGGAAUCAAAUAGCAGUGUAUGCUAUUUACCAAGCAAUAGCCAGACGAUGUGGUGCCGCAUGCGACCUGAUCGUCUUUGUGAACCAUUUGUUCUUGGAGUGGCGUUGCGAGGACAACCCGAACAAGCCCGUCAUGUACAAGAUACAGAUCAUGACUGGAGAGCUUGAGGCCAAUCACCGCUGCCCCUAUGUCAGCUCCCGCUUCAAGUACAGCGCGGAUGCUCUACUGCAUAGCCUGCACGCCUGCUUUGUUAAGAGCCUGGGGCCUAUGCAAAAUUGGGCGUCAGCUAACGCGGCAGAUUUGCUUGGAUUCCUCGGUGGUACUUACACCACGCCCAGCGCAUAUGAUAUAUUUUAUCAAUUCUUCUCCGGCGAUAUUGAUUUGAUUUCGUUGAAUUCAUCUCUUGAUAUUAAAAAUCUAUCAGAAAGGGAAAUGGCAAUAAUUCUCUCAUUGGUUCAUGUGAAGAUACGGAUGAACCGUCCACUUGGCAAAUUUCAAAAUAAAGCUGUAAAGAUAUCGGAGGCAAGGGAGCAUGAUGUCACAGUAAAGUAUGGGGUGGGUAUGGUGUGUAGUCACAAGGACUUGGAGUACCAGUGCAUCAUUAUCGGCUGGGAGCUGAGCUGCAAUGCGGAGUGGCGCACUCGCCUUACCAAUGACGGUCAGACCACAGGCUUCGAACAGCCCUAUUAUAACGUCGUGGCCAACGAUCAAACCGAGCGAUAUGUUGCACAAGAAAAUCUGGUGCCUGUUAAUCGUCCAAACCGUUUGCUCCAUUUGGAGGAUUUGGUCAGCAAAGAUUUUAGCCAUUUUGAUGGCUUCAGCUAUGUUAUGAAUGAUGAGAAGAAGACAGAAUAUCCAGAAGAAGGGCCGAUCAUCGAGGAGCACCGCCAGCGUUGCAUGACAAUCGAAAAUUAUUGAAUGUUACCUUAGAGUUAGACUGCUGUAACACUUGUAUUGAUUAUGUGAAUUACAAAGUGUAAUUUCGCGCGUAUGUAUGUUUGUUUUUUAUGUAUGUGGACUUGUAUGUAUGGCAAUUGUAACAGACUAGAAACUAAACGAUUAAAUCGACUUUGUGGAGUGAGAUGUAAUUCAAUUCUUCUUCCGCUGAGUGUCAAUACAUCGGCCCAAAGCACACGUGUUUUGUGUUGAUGUUGAUUAUUUCCCCUAUACUGGGUGUCCGAGAAUGGCGUGUACAACGAUUACCACAGAUUUCUUGGUCGAAAAUAUGACGAUUUAACCCAAUUUACCUAUAUCUAAAAUUGCUGCGUAUAGCCGCUAGAGGGCUGUAAAGUUUGCAAAUAUUUUUACAUUUAUUCAAAUAUCUCAAAAAUUCGUAACUGUGUAUGCCCUUGUAUAGGAGACGUAACGUACCUUUUUACGUUGCUAAAUCGUUUUUUCGAGAAUGUCCUAAAAUAUGAAAGUGUUACUUAUAAUAUUACAGAUUAUUAAGUUUAUUUAAAAAAGAAUUGUUUCAAAAAGCAGCCAAAACAUGACGCUAUUCGUGCCUUGGAGCUUGUCAAUUUUUUUAAAUCAAAGUUGCAUUUUUAACCGACUUCAAGAACGAGGAAGUUCUCCAUCCGUCUGAAUGUUUUUUAUGUAGUCUCUGUGGUUGUCAAAGGGAAUAAAAGGGAUGUCAGUAUGUAUUAAUGCAAGUGUCACUGCAUUCAAAAUUAAAGUAACAAGUAGUAUCUAGAAAUUAUAUCAACUACUGCAUGCAUUAAACUUAUACUUCAGAAAUUAUAAUAUUCAAAGAGUUAAAAAUCUUAUAGAUUAUCAAUAUUUAAACUAUUUUUUUCUCAUAAGUCACUUUUUAUUUAUAAGAAUACUGACCUCUAUACAUGGACUUGGUGUAAGUCGUGAUAUUUUGGGCUUACUGGAUUUUCGAUCGAAUAGAUAGAAAAUGAAAGGAAAUUUCCAUAUAUAGAGAUCAGGAUAAGAAUCAAAUUACAUACAAAAAACAAAUUUUUCUGGCCCAGCGAGAGGCGCGUCAUAAAAAUUAUUGAUAAUUUAAUAUGACACGUGAAAAUUGCCUACUAUAACUUCACUAUUGCCUAUCAGCGGGGGCUAAACAAAGUGCAAUAGCUAAAGCGAUUCCACGACGAACAUCAAAAAUAUAUAGAACUGACAAUAUGUUUCGGUAAGUCACGUAAUUAUCGUGCGUCCAUAGCUCCAUACAUUUUUUAAAUUUUGUUAUGGAAUCGCCUCAGAGCGAAUGCAUUUUGUCUAGCCCCUCAGGCCAGAAAAGUUUGUUGCGCUAUAAGUAAAUAUUUGUGAAAACCAUAUUGUAGAGGACUAAAAUAAAUAAAAAACUACAUGAAAUUA